AUGAGGUGGAUCCCUCUAGAAGCUAAUCCUCAGGUCCUGAAUGAAUAUAUGAAUAAACUUGGAGUUGUCGAAGAGUCAUGGAAAUUUAUAGACAUUUUUAGUUUGGAUGAUGAUAUGCUUGCAUUUGUACCAGAACCCGUGAUAAGCCUAUUAUUUUUAUAUCCUCUUGAAGCUUCCAUUGAAAAUGCUUCAUUAGGUGUUGAGGAUAACUCAUCCAAUGUUGUUUUGAUCAAACAAACGGUCGGUAAUGCUUGUGGAACUAUAGCUAUAUUACAUGCCAUAGUAAAUAAUAAACAACAUUUAAGCAUCAAAGAUGGUUCCUUUUUGAGCAGCGUUUUAAAGGAAUUCGAAAAUAAGACACCUGCUGAACGUGGAGUUAUCGUGGAGAGUAAAAAAGAAAUUUCUGCGUUGCAUGAAAAGUCAGCAUUAGAAGGUCAAACAGAAGCACCAAACGCUGAGUCAAAAACUAAUUUGCACUUCGUAUGUUUUGUUGAGCAUGAUGGAUCUCUAUAUGAACUCGAUGGUCGAAAAAAUGCACCCGUUCUCCAUGGAUCGAUAACAUCAGCUGGUUUUCUAAGAGAUGCAUGCAAUGUAGUCAAAAAGUUCAUCACUUGUUUACCUGGAAGUGUAGAAUUCAGUUUGAUGGGAUUAUGUUCUGAUAAUAACUGA
This is a messenger RNA of Schistosoma margrebowiei, 669 nucleotides long. Lineage: Eukaryota; Metazoa; Platyhelminthes; Trematoda; Strigeidida; Schistosomatidae. The record is from the annotation of a GenBank genome assembly.